CCAGCGGCCGCAGUCGGUUGUGAGCCCGGGGAUUUGGGGUGCGGCGCGGGAGGCGGGAAUGGGGGCGCUGCGGCUGCUGGCAGUGGCCCUCACCUGCUACUGCUGGUGGCCGCCGGGCAGCCAGGGGAAGACCCUGCGGGGCAGCUUUAGCAGCGCAGCGGCCCGAGAUGCCCAAGGCCAGAGCAUAGGCCUCUUCGAAUUCCAUGGGGACCAUGCUCUUCUGUGUGUCAGAAUCAACAACCCAGCUGUAGCUGUUGAAAAAGAAGCUAAACUCUACUUGUAUCAAGCCCAGGAAUGGCUAAAACUACAGGAAAACAGUAAGCGUUAUAGCUGUAGUGAAGCGUUAUCCAAAGCUCAAAUAACAAUGACCUUAAAUCAGACCGAGCAUAAUCUGACAGUGUCCCAGAUCCCGCACCCACAAAUGUGGCACGUGUUUUAUGCAGACAGAUUGACUUGCCAAGCUAAUAAUGGCAAUGCUCUGAUGGAAGAUAUCCCAUUUGAAAUGAUGCUACUAAAUCCAGAUGCUGAAGGAAAUCCAUAUGAUCAUUUUAGUGCUGGAGAAUCUGGCUUACAUGAGUUCUUCUUCCUCCUGGUCCUCGUGUACUUCGUGAUUGCUUGCAUCUAUGCUCAGUCGCUGUGGCAGGCGAUCAGGAAAGGGGGACCCAUGCACGGGAUUCUCAAGGUUCUGACCACGGCCUUGCUCUUACAAGCCUGCUCAGCUCUUGCUAAUUAUGUUCAUUUCUCCAGGUACUCCAAAGAUGGAACAGGGGUCCCUCUUAUAGGAACUUUGGCAGAACUUUUUGACAUCGCUUCCCAAAUCCAGAUGUUGUAUCUCCUUCUGAGUCUGUGCGUGGGCUGGACCAUCGUCCGGAUGAAGAAGUCUCAGAGCAGACCCCUCCAGUGGGACUCGACGCCCGCCUCCACUGGCAUUGCCGUGUUCAUCGUCAUCACGCAGAGUAUUUUGCUACUUUGGGAGCAGUUCGAAGAAUCCAGCCCUCACAGUUACCAUUCUCACCACCUCGCCAGGAUACUUCUCAUCAUUUUACGAGUUAGUCUCGCCUUCUCCUUUGGCUGCGGCCUAUACCAGAUCAUCUCUGUGGAGAGAAGUACUCUGAAACGGGAGUUUUACAUCACCUUUGCCAAAGGGUGUAUCUUGUGGUUUUUAUGCCACCCGGGUCUUGCUUGCAUAUCUGUGGUUUUUAGUGACUACCAAAGAGAUAAGUUUAUCACAAUGGGCGUCAUCCUCUGCCAGUCUGUCUCCAUGGUCAUUCUCUAUAGACUCUUCCUGUCUCACAGUCUGUACUGGGAAGUUUCCUCGCUCUCCUCUGUAACGCUGCCCCUGACCAUCUCGUCCGGACACAAAAGUCGACCUCACUUCUAAGGCUUCAGUCUCAUGAAAAAGAAAGGCCAGUUGAUCAUGCAGUGAUCCAAAUACAGAAGCAUCCAAAUCCAGUGACAUUUUUUUUCAUACUUUUGCUAUGAAAAACUGAACCAAGAAAAGAGAGUGUGUUAUUUAUAUGACUGCAUUUAAGCAGUGCCAA
Suncus etruscus (white-toothed pygmy shrew) is the source of this 1541-nucleotide messenger RNA. RefSeq names its product G protein-coupled receptor 180 (gene GPR180). The transcript has 9 exons. The record is from RefSeq and is a predicted model, not a curated record. Gene Ontology annotation, biological process: G protein-coupled receptor signaling pathway; response to pheromone. NCBI's taxonomy places the organism in Eukaryota, Metazoa, Chordata, Mammalia, Eulipotyphla, Soricidae. The coding region runs from base 59 to 1381 and encodes 440 amino acids.